Molecule: messenger RNA, 1455 nt
Organism: Microthlaspi erraticum
Lineage: Eukaryota; Viridiplantae; Streptophyta; Magnoliopsida; Brassicales; Brassicaceae
Source: the annotation of a GenBank genome assembly
AUGUUUCCUUUCAUGGGACAAGGCCAUAUCAUCCCUUUUGUAGCUUUAGCCCUUCGUUUAGAGAAGCUUACGAUGAACAGAGACGACGACAAUCAUCUCGACACCACCAUCUCUAUUGUCAACACUCCUUUGAACAUCCCCAGAAUCCGAUCCAAUCUUCCACCAAAAUCCUCCAUACGACUCAUCGAGUUACCUUUCAACAGCUCCGACCACGGCCUCCCUCACGACGGAGAGAAUUUCGAGUCCCUCCCUUACUCUCUCGUCAUCACCCUUCUAGAAGCUUCAAGAACGCUCCGUGAGCCAUUCCGAGACAUGAUGACAAAGAUCUUGAAGGAAGAAAACGAUGGAGAGAGCUCGGUUAUGGUGAUCGGCGAUUUCUUCUUGGGUUGGAUCGGUGAGGUUUGCAAAGAGAUCGGUGUUUCUUCAGCGAUCUUCAGUGCUUCUGGUGCUUUUGGUUUAGGCUGUUACAGAUCCGUAUGGCUUAACUUGCCACACAAACAAACCACACAAGAUCGGUUUCUCUUACAUGAUUUCCAAGAAGCAGGGGAGAUUGAAAAAACUCAGCUGAACUAUUUCAUGUUAGAAGCCGACGGAAGCGAUGAUUGGUCGGUUUUCAUGAAGAAGAAUCUCCCCGGAUGGUCUGAUUUCGACGGAUUCUUGUUCAACACGGUUGCGGAAAUCGACCAGAUCGGAUUAUCCUACUUCCGUAGAAUAACCGGUGGUAAACCGGUUUGGGCGGUCGGACCGGUUUUGCUUCCUCCGGGGGAGAAGACCGGAUCAAGGUCAACGGAGGAAGCUGUGAAGGCAUGGCUCGACUCAAAACCGGAUCAUUCGGUUCUCUACGUAUGUUUUGGUUCCAUGAACUCGAUUUCUCAAACGCAUAUGUUAGAAUUGGCCAAGGCAUUAGAGAGUUGCGAGAAGAACUUCAUAUGGGUCGUGAGGCCACCGACAGGUGUGGAUGUGAAUAAAGAGUUUGAUUUGGAAGAGUUUUUACCGGAAGGGUUUGAGGAGAGAAUCGAGAGAUCAAGAAGAGGAGUGAUUGUCAAGAAAUGGGCACCACAGGUUGAUAUAUUGUCACACAAGGCAACGUGUGUGUUUUUGAGUCAUUGUGGAUGGAACUCGAUACUCGAGUCGCUUAGCCACGGUGUGCCGUUGCUAGGUUGGCCUAUGGCCGGAGAGCAGUUCUUUAACUCGAUGUUGGUAGAGAAACAUAUUGGGGUGUCGGUGGAGGUGGCGCGUGGGAAGAGAUGUGAUAUUAAAUGCGAUGAGAUUGUUGCGAAGAUCAGAUUGGUGAUGGAUGAGGAGAGUGGAGUUGGGAGAGAGAUUAGGAAAAAGGCUAAAGAGGUGAGAGAGUUGGUGAGAGGAGCAAUGGAGGAUGGAGUUACUAAUGGGUCUUCUGUCAUUGGUUUGCAAGAGUUUCUUAAUCAUGCAAUGGUUAAGAAAGUCAAUAAUUAA